Dictyostelium discoideum AX4 is the source of this 2130-nucleotide messenger RNA. RefSeq lists its product as hypothetical. The record is from RefSeq and is a predicted model, not a curated record. NCBI's taxonomy places the organism in Eukaryota, Evosea, Eumycetozoa, Dictyosteliales, Dictyosteliaceae. The transcript has a single exon. Bases 1 to 2130 code for a protein of 709 amino acids.
AUGAUUAAGUUUUUAAAAUUUUCAUUAUUGUUAAUUUUAAUAACAUUAUCAUUUCAUAUAAAUAAUGUAGUAUGUAUGUAUUGUUCACCAAUUGAGAUGGAUUGUUCUAAAAGUAAACCAUGCAAUUUUAAUCAAAAAUCAAUAUGGCCAACAAAUAAAGUUCCUACCAAUGAAACUUGUGAUUUAUUAAAAUUUUCAGGUGAAAAUAGUUAUUAUGUAAUAGAUAAAAACAUAAAUAUACCAAAUAUAGAUUUAUUAAAUGGUGUAACAGUUCAUUUUAAAAUUUCAAAUGAUAAUUCAACACAAUCAUUAGAUCAAUUAAAUAUCCAAAAUUUAAAAGUUAAUGGUGCAAAUUUAAUAAUUGAAUUAAAUAACUAUAAUAAUAAUAAAAAUAAUAAUAAUAAUAAUAAUGAUAAUUCAAAAAUUGGUUUAAUUAAACAAUUACAAUGUGAAAUUGAUAAUAGUACAAUUAAUAUUAUAAAUAGUGAAAUAAAAUUUCAAAUCAUUGAUUUAAAUACAGAAGCAAUAACAGUUAAUGUAGAGAAUUCAAAAUUACAACUUAUUGGUAGUGGAAAUGAAAGUGAUGAAAAAUUCAGAUUUGAACCACGUUUAACAUUAAAAUCAACAAUUAUGGAUAUCGAAUUUAUGAGUAUAAUAAAUGAUCCAACUUGUUAUUUCUCAAAUGGUAUAAAAUCAUAUUCUCAUGAUUCAAGUGUAUCAAUUAAAGGUAAUUGUGUAUUACAUAAAGAAUCUGAAUUUGUUGAUUUAUCAAUAUCAGGUGUUGGUUUCACAAUAGCAGAAUCUUCAAAUGUUAUUGUAAAUGGUAAAUUCAAUAGUGAUCCAGAAGAUGGUGCUUUUAAAAUUGAAUCAAAAUCAUCAAUUAGAUUUCAAGCACCAAUUGAUAAUAAAGAUGAAGAGAAUGAUAGUGAUGAUGAUGAUAGUUCAACAUUUAUUUUAAAUAAAAAUUUAAAAGUUGGGAAUAUUAAACUUUUAAAUUCAGAAAAUUCACAAAUUAUAAUUGGUAGUGAUAAAGAAGUUGAUAAUUUCGAAUUUAUAAAUGUUGAAAUUUCAAAUAUUAUCGGUGGUAAAAUUCAAUUGGAAAAUUCAGUUAGAGAAAAGAUUACAUUAUCAAAUUUGGAAAAUACAAUUAUUCAAACUGAUAUUGGUAAUCAAAUUAUAAUUAAAAACUCAAUUAUUACAUCAAUCACUGAUAGAGGUAGUAAUGGUAACUCAAGUGAUAGUUCCACAUCGUUAACGUUUAGAAAUGAAAAUUCAAUAGUAAAAGGCAUUGAUAUAAGUAAAUCCUUGGUUUAUAUUGAUAGUGAAUCAACGGUUACCUUUAUGAAUGAUUCAAUGGUUAGAAUUAAUGAUCAACAUUCAAAAAUGGAUAUUCGGGGUGAUCUUAUAUUUAAAUCGAAUUCGUCAUUAUUAAUGGACCGAAAUAAGAAUGCGAGAUUAACUCUAUUCAAUGGGGCAAUGAUAACAUUGGAUAAUUCCACUAUACAAUGUUAUAAUUUAACAUUGAAUGGCGGUGUUUUGUCAGUGGUUGGCGGGGCACAAUCGACAUUGGACCUUUCUGAUAGUUUAUUGUUGAAUGGAAACGCAACAUUAUUAAUCUCAAAUAUUAAUUCUGAUCUACUUUUAAAUAAAUUAGUGGUUAAAGGUGAUCUAAAGAUUUAUUCAAAACAAAGUUUAAUUAGAUUCGAUAGAUUGGGUAGAAUUUCACCACAUCUUUUAAUUGAUGGUGAUUGUUUAUUCAAUGGUGAUUUAGAGAUUUAUUUCAAUCCAAAUAUUGAAUAUCAUAGUGAAUAUCAUAUACUCAAAUGUGAAAGUGGUCGUUAUUCAAAUCAAUUCAUUUCAACAAAGAUUUUCUUAAAUAAUAGUUUAAUUAGUUCAUCAUCUUAUCAAAUUGAACAAACCGAUGCAAUCUAUUUAAUCACUGAAGAAAUUGAAGAAGAUGAAGUUGAAAAAACUUUAAAUGGUUGGACAUUAUUCACUGUAAUUUGUAUUACAGCUUUUGCUGUUUUAAUAAUAUCUUUUUAUCUUUUCUAUAAAAAGAAAUUUAGAAAACAAAAUAAUCAUUAUUUACCAGUUGAAUUAACUGAAAUUGAUAAUAAUAAUAAUAAUUAA